GUGAGCUGUGAUUGGUCACAGCUUGUCACAUGGUACAAGGCUGUUGUGAAUAGCCUUGUACCAUGUGAUCUCUGUGAUCAUUCACAGAUUUCACACGUAGUAAGCAAUGAUGUCAGAAGUGACAUCUUGCUUACUACUCUGCAUGUGAUCACUGAUUGGCCAAUCAGUGAUCACAUGAUCGGGACCUCGCAGAGAGGUCCCACCAGAUAGAAAGCUGUUCAUAUCAGUUCUUGUUUAGUAGAGCCUUUAAGCUCACAUACUGUUAAAUCGUAAUUGUGCAAUUCCUGUACAAUCGUCUUUAGAUUUACCAUCAUUUUGCAAUACAAAUGUCUACCUA
Molecule: messenger RNA, 337 nt
Organism: Staurois parvus
Lineage: Eukaryota; Metazoa; Chordata; Amphibia; Anura; Ranidae
Source: the annotation of a GenBank genome assembly